AUGGAGAGGUUGGACACAUACGAGUCCGUCGACCUUAAUGAUAAAACUGUUCAGAUCUUACUAUUUCCUCCGCCUUGGAAUAGAUUCAAUGAGAAUGUCGCUUCUGGGUCGAGUGGCCUGAUGGCGAGAAAAAGCUGCCUCAAGACCGAAUGUCUUGCCCGAGAUGGCGCCAGGUGCGUAGUUACUGGGCUUUUCGAUGAAGACUCUCUUGAUGCUAACAGCAGCAGCCCCACAGCAUAUACAGGAUGUGUUCACAUUAUCCCAUUUGCCCUUGCAUCGUGGAGAACGGAAUCUGAAGAAUACGCGAAAGACAUUAUAUGGACACACCUGAUCCGCCUUUUUCCGAAAAUCCAGUCGAUGAAUUUUAACAGGGAGAACAUCAACGACACAAUGAACGUGAUGAUGAUGUCGAAAAGCCUGCAUAUUCACAUUGGGCGUUUCGAUUUCUCCUUUGAAGCGACCCCCCAGCUCCACAAAUACUACAUCCACAACUGGCGCCCGCGGAUCGAUAUGAACCUUCCUCGGACUGUUACAUUCAAGUGGUAUGAUCAAAGAUAUGACCUCCCCAGUCCCGAGCUUCUCGAAGUUCAUGCAAUCAUUGCCCGAAUAUUCCAUACAUCUGGCGUAGCAGAGAGAGUCGAAAAGGCACUUCGGGAUCUUGAAAAACAUUCUGGAGGACUGGCAAAGGAUGGCAGCACCGAUGUUUCUUCUAUGUUAGCCGCUACAAUAAUAGGUGUUCUCGGUUCCCGUGCCGGCGGCGUCCAGCAGACUCGAGCAGCGUGUCCAGAUUCCAAAAGCAGUGGACAGAGUGCUCAAUAG
This is a messenger RNA of Penicillium brevicompactum, 819 nucleotides long. Its product is annotated as HNH endonuclease signature motif containing protein. Lineage: Eukaryota; Fungi; Ascomycota; Eurotiomycetes; Eurotiales; Aspergillaceae. The record is from RefSeq and is a predicted model, not a curated record. The transcript is spliced from 2 exons. The coding region runs from base 1 to 819 and encodes 272 amino acids.